CUCAGUUGACAUUAUGGCUGUAUGCUGUAUAAUUUAUAUAAAAAAGGCUUUUAGUCAUGCGCACAUCGUUGUUUUUAGAUUUUUUUAACAAAAAUUCGAUAAACUCCCGAGUGCCAUGAGUUAUUUUGAAAAAUGGCUAUAAUUAAGCGUAGAUCAAGACGUUCAAAGGAUUUCCUGGAUCGAAAAUUCUUCAGGCAGAACAAAUACCAUGCAAAUAGCGAACAACAUGCUCCUCAAUGGAAAAUAUUCUGUAUGUUAAUAUUCUUAAUGAUUCUGAUCGUGUUACUCUUAAAAAAUGAUGAGCCAGACCAUAAAGAGCAUAUUAACAAAAGAAAUAUCCCAGAUCCAGAAAAAUCAUUGCCACCCUCGUCGUCACAGCUUUAUACAUUCAAACAUGCGGCUGUUUCAUCCGAUAGUCAAGCAUGUAGCGAUAUUGCAAGAAAUUUGCUGAGAGAAAAUGAAAAUGGAAAUAUCUUUGAUGCGACGAUUAGCACUUUAAUUUGCAAUGGUAUGACAAAUAUUCAGUCAACUGGAUUAUUUGGAGGAUUUCUCCUUACUGCCUACAUCCCAUCUGAACAGAAAUCAGUGAUAAUUGAUGCACAAAUGGUGUCACCAAAGAACUUUCCAUUACGUGUUGAGAAUUUUGAUACUGUAAAGCAUGGAGGUAUGGCUAUAGCUGUUCCUGGAUUUUUAAAAGGAAUUUGGGAGAUGCACAAGAAGUUCGCAAAACUUACAUGGAAGGAAAUAUUGAUACCAUUAAUUGAUCUCUGUAAAACUGGAAUAAUAAUGACUAAGCACUUGAGAGAUUCUAUAGACUUUAAUGAACGAAUCCUUAACGACACAUAUUUACGUGACUUGUUUAUCGAACGAUCCUCAGGAAAAGUCAAACGUAUCGGCACUAAAAUAAUUUUAAAUAAGCAAUGCAAUUUUCUAGAAUUAUUAUCUAAUCAUAAUGACACUGGUGACAUUUUUACUGGUUCCAUCGGUGAAAUGAUUGUUAAUGACUUGAAACAAGUAAACAGCAUUAUCACAAUUGACGACCUCAAAUCAUACAAUGUCAAGAUUUAUGAUGGAAGAAUUAUUGACAUUAAUGAUAAUCAUGCAAUUGUCGUGCCUAAUUCUUUAGCUCUUUUGAUUCCAUCAAUUUUAAAAACUUUAAUGCGAUACAAUUUUAAUGCUUCGUCGUGGUUUGAAGGCGAGAAUUUUAUUAAUAAUACAAUUUUAACACAUCAUCGAAUUAUUGAGACUUUUAAAUAUGCAUUUGCAAUGAGAUCACGUUUUGGCGAUCCUGACUUUAUAGACAUAAGCGAUGUUACUGAUUAUCUACUAUCUGAAAAGUUUACAAACUACAUUUUAAAGUCAAUUAAUGAUACAUCUGUUAAGCCUAAUAUUGACGAUUAUGGCCUGAAUGAAACUAUACCUCAGAAUCAUGGAACUUCUCAUAUUUCCAUCGUUACUGAAAAUAGAGACUCAGUUUCUGUGACAAGCUCGAUCAAUUAUUAUUUUGGAGCUGGAAUUACCGGCGAGAAAUCUGGUCUAAUUUUUAACAACGGCAUGGAUGAUUUCUCAUUUCCAGGACGUGAUCUCAACUACUUUGGACUAAAGGAAACAGCUACAAACUACCAAGAAGCUGGAAAACGAGCCUUAUCCUCAAUUUCGCCAGUUAUUGUGAUAGACAAGAAAACUAGAAUGCCUCAGAUAAUUAUCGGUGCAGCAGGAGGAAGUAAAAUCAGUAGUGCACUUACAAUUGCAAUUUUGAGAUUCCUUUGUUGUUCAAAUGAUCUAAAGGAGAUUAUCGAUGCUCCAAGAUUUCAUCAUCAGCUAGUUCCAAAUAUCUUUGAAUACGAGUAUGGAAUUACUAGUAACGUAAUUGAAGGAUUAAUGCUGAAAGGUCAUGCGACUUAUAGAUACAGAAAUAGAGGAACGAUAAUCAAUGCUUUGGCAUUAGAUGAGCGAAAUGUAUACGCGAUAUCUGAUUAUCGUAAAGAUCAUAGUGGAGUUGCUGGAUUCUAG
Chironomus riparius is the source of this 2013-nucleotide messenger RNA. Lineage: Eukaryota; Metazoa; Arthropoda; Insecta; Diptera; Chironomidae. The record is from the annotation of a GenBank genome assembly.